This is a messenger RNA of Camellia sinensis, 1497 nucleotides long. NCBI's taxonomy places the organism in Eukaryota, Viridiplantae, Streptophyta, Magnoliopsida, Ericales, Theaceae. The record is from RefSeq and is a predicted model, not a curated record.
CGUGUGGAUCACUUUGCGAACCUGAAAGCGCUCCUCCUUGUCAUUUUCAUUACUUAAUUACUCUCUGUCUGUCUCUCUCUCUCUGGAUAACAAUAAUCAUCAUUACUAAUUAAAAAUCAUUAUAAAAAAAUCCCAAGUCAUUCAGAUUCGUCUUCGAUCCUCAAAUCGAAUUCCCAUUCAAGUUUGUCUCGAGUCGAUCACUUCGCUCACUCUUCUCAAACUAAAGGUAUGGCAUCAUCUGAUAAGCCAGAGAUAGUUGAAAGGGAUGUGAAAGGGAAAGAACACAAAGAAGAUGACAAAGAUGAUGGGAAGGGCGGAUUUAUUGAUAAAGUAAAGGAUUUCAUUCAAGACAUCGGUGAGAAGAUUGAGGAAACCAUUGGAUUUGGCAAGCCAACUGCUGAAGUUGCAGGGAUUCACUUUCCCAAAAUUAAUCUUGAGAAGGCAGAUAUAGUUGUUGACGUCCUUGUGAAAAAUCCAAAUCCGAUUCCCAUCCCUCUUAUCGACAUAAACUACUUAAUCGAGAGCGAUGGAAGGAAACUGAUUUCUGGGUUGAUCCCUGAUGCUGGGACAAUCCAUGCUCAUGGUUCUGAGACUGUCAAGAUACCGGUUACUUUGAUAUAUGAUGACAUUAAAAAUACAUAUGCUGAUAUAAAGCCUGGAAGUAUCAUUCCUUAUAAGGUCAAGGUUGACCUCAUAGUUGAUGUCCCGGUUUUUGGGAGGCUGACUCUGCCAAUUGAGAAAACAGGAGAGAUCCCCAUACCUUACAAGCCUGAUAUUGAUGUUGAGAAAAUACAUUUUGAGAGAUUCUCUCUUGAAGAAACUGUUGCUAUUCUUCAUUUGAAAUUGGAGAAUAAGAAUGACUUUGAUUUGGGCCUCACUGAUCUAGACUAUGAGGUUUGGCUUUGUGAUAUGAGCAUUGGAAGUGCAGAUCUAGCAAAAUCUACUAAGCUUGAUAGAAAUGGUAUUAGUCGCAUUGAAAUUCCCAUCACCUUCAGGCCCAAGGACUUUGGCUCUGCUCUUUGGGACAUGAUUAGAGGAAAAGGUACGGGCUACUCCAUGAAAGGGAACAUUAAUGUGGAUACACCCUUUGGAGCAAUGAAGUUACCCAUCAGCAAGGAGAGCGGCACAACCCGCCUUAAAAAGGAUGCAGAUGAUGAUGAUGAUGAUGAUGAUGAUGAGGAUUAGGGAAGGCUGCAGUGGCGAUUGAUGAUACAAGUAGCUGGUGUUCCUUUUUUUUUUUCUUUUUCGUGAUGAGAAUAAAUUUGUUGGUGCUUGAGCUUCCGUAUCUCCUUCAUUAGAAUGGAGAUGAUAAUAUGCAUUUGGAGGAAGAGUUGGUAUUGUGUUUUAUGCAUGUAUUGUGUGUUAUUGUGUUAAAUAUAAAAGAUUGGCACUUAUUUUUGCUUCCAUAACCUUGUAUGUUUUACUAAUAUGAUGUUCGCACAUAUUAUUGUUGUUUCAUUUUGUUGAUCAGAUUAUAUUGUAGAUGCUGGUGCAAUU